Messenger RNA from Colletotrichum navitas, 1529 nucleotides. RefSeq names its product peroxisomal membrane anchor protein conserved region-domain-containing protein. Gene Ontology annotation, molecular function: signaling receptor binding. Lineage: Eukaryota; Fungi; Ascomycota; Sordariomycetes; Glomerellales; Glomerellaceae. Gene Ontology annotation, biological process: protein import into peroxisome matrix, docking. Gene Ontology annotation, cellular component: peroxisomal membrane; peroxisomal importomer complex. The transcript has 2 exons. Bases 242 to 1387 code for a protein of 381 amino acids. The record is from RefSeq and is a predicted model, not a curated record.
UGGUAGGUACCUAGGUAUUAGGUAGCGCACCGUCGCCCCUGUACCAGCACCGUCAUGAACGUCCAGCUCUUCCGUUACCGCAACAGCCGAGGCAUGUGCUCAUAGGUGCCGAACCGCCGACCAUCAACACACACACCUUCGAACUCUACGUCCGGCUCAACAUCGUCGCAGUAUUGCGCGCGUCUUGACAUCUUUUCCUCAAGAAAGCCCUUUCAGGUUCCCCAAAAUCAUAGGCGCAGUCAUGAGCGACUCCGACGACAACAAGAGCACGCCCGGCAUCCCAGAAUGGCAGCGUGACCAAAAGACGGAUGCCGAACUCGAGCCGCAGACCCAACAGCCAUCACAGGAUGCUGUACCGAACGAGCCCCCCAGAGAGAACAGCAUCGAAAUCGCUCGCAAGUUUCUGCAAGACGACGAGAUCAAAGACGCGCCGAGGGAGGCAAAGGAGGCAUUUCUCAAGACCAAGGGAAUCUCUUCUACAGAUAUAGAGCAGUUGUUGGGCAGCUCGGUACCCGAACCAGCACACGACACUACCCAAACAGAACGAGCAUCGGCAAGCUCAACACAAGUAACGGCAACGACACCCAAAUCACAAGAAGUACCGACACCACCGCCUAACAACGAGGUCUCUAUCCCGCGCCAAAUAGACCAGCCCCCCGUCGUAACCUACCCCGAGUUCCUCACGAAGUCGACCCGUCCGCCGCCCUUGGUCACCGCCAAUGGAAUCCUUAACACACUCUGUGCCUUCGCCGGCCUCUCCACCCUCCUCUACGGCACGAGUAAGUACGUCGUGGCGCCCAUGGUCGAAACCCUCACCGAAGCGCGCUGUGACCUCCACGACACCACGUCUAAGAACCUCGCCAAGAUCAUCGAGAAGCUCGAGGGCGCCGUCUCGGAGGUCCCCGCCCCCAAGGCGACCGCCGGGCACGGAGAGGCGUACAGGGACGAUGUGAGCAGCUCCAGCGCCGACGACCCGACCGAGAUGUUCCACCGCGACAUCGGCACGCAGACCUCGGUCCCCCCGACGCCCAGGCUCGGCGAGCCCGGCUUCGGGAUGAUGGGGACGGCGGUGGAGCACAGGAAUAGGUCCGCGAGCGACUGGCAGGCCGACAAGCUCGCGCGGCUCAAGAGCUCGGCGGACCUGCUCAAGACGACGGUCGUCUCGGACGCUGAGGACCUCGCAGACCUGAAGUCCAGGAUGGACGUGCUCAAGGACGACCUCGUGCAGCUGGCGUAUCCGAGUCCGCAGGACUAUGGCAGCUACUCGCUCUACGGCGGCCCGCGCAAGAACGAGCCCGAGGACGAGAUCAAGAAGGCGAGGGAUAACAUCCGGAGGGUCAAGGGCGUCCUGCUCAGCACAAGGAAUUUCCCUGCCUCGCCGAGGUGAUGCCCUGGUGGAGGCAGAGCUCUCUUGGCUUGGAAGCAGCGGGCUCAUGCAACGGUUGUAUAUUGACAAAAGGAUUUGUUUGUACCAUACAAUGAAUGACUAACGGCAAUAAAUGACUUCACUUCCUUGGACCACAUGCUCU